AUGGAAAACCAGCUCUCAUUCUGGGAGAAGAUGAAGUUCUACUCCGUGAUUGGGGUAGGGUUCUUCGCCGAUGGGUGGGCGAACAGUAAUAUUGGCCUGAUCACCCCCAUGGUUGGAUACAUCUUCUUCCAGGACACAAAGAAUGCGAUCCCAUUAAGCCAGUCCGGUGCGAUCAAAGCAACCGGAAAGAUCGGUAUGCUGGUCGGCCAGCUCGCCUUUGGAUUUCUCGGUGAUACUCUCGGGCGGCACAAAGUAUAUGGACGAGAACUAUUCUUCACCAUGUUCGGUAUCUUAAUGUGCACCUUGCUCCCGUGGAAAGGCCUGAGCCACAACGCCAUUGUAGUUUGGUUAAGUGUUGGACGAUUUAUCACGGGCAUCGGUCUCGGCGGCGACUACCCCAUGUCAGCCUCUUUAGCACUCGAAAAGGCCGACUCAAACGCUCGCGCAAAAGUUGUCAUGUCCACUUUUUUCCUCUCUGCAAUCGGCAAUGUUUCGGCUUCCAUCACAUUUGUGAUCCUUCUUGCGGUCUUCAAGGGCUCCAUUGAAAACAACAUCCACAGCUUGGAGUGGGUUUGGAGACUACUCAUGGGCUUACCUCUCCUUCCUUGCUUUCUUACGAUAUAUUCACGCUUGACGAUGAAAGAAACGAGGCCCUAUGAAGAGUACGUUCGGCACGCGAGCUCGGAGUCCGCAACGGAGAAACCUCGAAGCAUUCGUGAACAGUUUCAUGAUUUCCGCCUAUAUUUUAGCCAGUACCGCCAUGCCAUGGCGCUGUUCUCUGCAUGUGCAGGUUGGUUCUUAUUUGACAUAUGUUCGGAUGGUGUUGGUCUGAAUCAAAGCAUCGUUCUAGCCGGUAUUGGCUUUGGAAAGGGCGCGACGCCGUAUUCUACGCUCUGGAACACCGCUGUGGGCAACAUUAUUGUCCAGGGUGCCGGGUAUGUGCCCGGGUUCAUCUUUGGAAUCUUUUUAAUCGGUUGGAUUGGCCGCCGGACCCAACAGUCCUGUGGUGCCGCAUUAAUUGCGAUACUCUAUGCUAUCUGGGCUGGUGUGACCGGCACUACUAGCAUAGGAGCCUUAAUGGCUCUGUUCACACUUACCCAGUUCUUCCAGCUCUGCGGACCCAAUAUCACGACAUUUCUACUCCCUGUUGAGCUCUUCCCUACCCGGGUUCGAGGCACAGGGCAUGGAUUGGUUGCAGCAAGUGGGAAAGCCGGUGCUAUCCUGACCGCCUUUGCGUUUGGGAAUGUAGAGAAAGCGAUCGGCAUGAAAGGAGUUUUAGGUCUAUUUGCAGGACUCCAAGUCGUCAUCACUCUUCUUACAGCAAUGAUUCCUGAGACAAGGGGCUAUAGCCUGGAAGAUAUUGAGAACGACAUACCGUAUAAAACGAAACUCUUGAAUGGCCGCCCUCUUCAAGGGGAAUCAGCUGAAGGAAAGACUUAUUUAAUCUGGCUGCUGGACUGA
Molecule: messenger RNA, 1461 nt
Organism: Clonostachys rhizophaga
Lineage: Eukaryota; Fungi; Ascomycota; Sordariomycetes; Hypocreales; Bionectriaceae
Source: the annotation of a GenBank genome assembly